UUAUGAAAGCAGCAUGAGACCCACUAGAGACAAGGUCAAGUUGUAUGUUGGCUCAACACGCGGAGAAUUGUCAGUGGCGCUUAGCUAAACUUCGAAAGGUGUAACGUUAUGCUACCAUGAGAACGAUUUGGUUUGUAACCGAUAAAUACUAGACGAUUGAUUAUUCUAUUUCCUUUUUAUUGUGCCAUUUGCUCCAUUGAUUGCAAUCCGCUACAAAACAUCGCAAAUUGAGCUGCGAGUGAUAGCUUUCACUUGGGGGGUGGGGUGGGAUUGGAUUAUCAGGGGCGGUCCGGAUGAGUUCGGAACAGUGUCUGGCGCUACAGCAGAAGGAGGUCAAAUCGGGAUCGGACGAACGUGUGCAAGGGGAGAUAAUAUCGAAAGAUCAAGGCGGAAUGGUAACCACAAAGGGAGCAGGUCUGAACCCCAAUGCCAAAGUCUGGCAGGAAAUCUCUGCGCCCCAGAGCCAAGUCCCAGAUGAGGGCAUAGAGGGUCCCUACUUGCUCCAGAUGACCCCUAACUCUGCUGAUGUCACUGAGGGUUACUCAGAGGUCCCUCCUACUGAGGCUAAGGGGUAUGUCAUGGGGUACUCGGACCCCUCCUUGGACAGCAGUGCCCCUGCACCCACAGAGGGGGUAGUGAAUGGCAUGGACACCCCUGAGCUGGGAUACCCUCUCUAUGACCCUGUGACUGGUUCAGCAGUGGAGGAAAAGCAGCCUCUCUUAGAGGUGAGCAUCAGAGAGUGUCUGAAGAAACAGCUGGAGUUCUGCUUCUCCAGAGAGAAUCUGUCCAAGGACUUAUACCUGAUGUCCCAGAUGGACAGUGACCAGUUUGUCCCCAUCUGGACCAUCGCCAGCAUGGAGGGCGUCAAGGUCCUCACCACUGACAUGGACCUGAUUCUGGAGGUGCUACGAGCCUCGCCCAUGGUGCAAGUAGACGAGAGUGGGAAAAAGGUUCGGCCCAACCACAAGCGCUGCAUCAUCAUUCUGAGGGAGGUGCCCGAGACCACACCGGUGGAGGAAGUGGAGACCCUCUUUAAGAAUGAAAACUGCCCUGAAGUGCUUAGUGUUGAAUUUGCGGCCAAUAACAACUGGUACAUCACGUUCCGGUCGGACACUGAUGCACAGCAGGCCCACAGAUAUCUAAGGGAAGAAGUGAAAACAUUUCAGGGAAAACCCAUCAUGGCCCGUAUCAAGGCCAUCAACACAUUCUUUGCAAAGAAUGGCUACCGUAGCGUACUGGACUCCAGUGUGUACAGCCAGCAGGGCCAGUCUCAGUCCCAGUACACCUCUACACACCACUACAUGCAGCAGGUGUUCAGCCCCCAGCAGCAGUACCCUCUCUACCCCCUGGUGCCCCCCACCUGGAACCCAUCGCCUGCUCCUUAUUUCGAGACCCCACUGGCCCCGUUCCCCAACAGUGGCUUUGUGAAUGGCUUCAGCACCCCUGGGAACUACAAGACUGGCACUUGUCCCCUGGGCCUCGGACGAUCGCCCUUCAACAGCAACCGUGUCCCCCUCUAUUCCAGAAAGAAUGUAAUCAAUGCCUUCAGGAACCAUGUGAAGAGCCAGCCCCAGCCAUGUGAUGAAACCCUACCUCCAUCUGUGACCCCUGUACCCCCCCUGGUGGAUGGCCCAUCUGGCCCCUCCAGCCCUCAGCCACCCCGCAUGACUGGGGCUCCCCUGGUUAGCACCCCUGAACCUGGCCCUGCUCUCACCUCUUACUGCCUCAGGGACACCCUCCCACUGGCUUCAGAGGGGAUGUCUAACGGAGACCUGGGAAUUGCUGGCAGAAGCAGGAGAGGCAGCUACCGAGGGAUGCGCAGAAGGAGAGAGGACGAGCGGCUCAUGAAGCCCAUCCCUCUGAGCGAGGUUAAGGUUCCACAGCCCAAGUUUGACUUGGCAACCUCCAACUUCCCUCCGUUGCCUGGGUGUACGGUCAGCAUGCAGGGAGAAGAGCCCGUGCUGGAGACGCGCAUGUCUGACGUGGUGCGGGGUGUUAAGGUGGUGACCAGUGACAAACCUGAGGUGAAUAAGGAGUCUGUGGCCCCUCCUGUUUGUACACAGGAGGGAACUGGGAGCACGCCCAAUCCUGUCAUGCCAGCCCUCAAACCCCCCACCCCUCUAGUUGUGCAGCCCCCUGUUCCAAGUGUUGCUCACCCGGUAGAGAAGCCUGAGCCUCAUGUCCAAAGGGAGGCUGCUAGAACCCCCACACCACCCUCUUCUUUGCCAACCCCAUCACAGCCCGCUGCUGCUACCAAACCCACCCCUAUCCCCACCAGCAGUCAGUCCAUCUCCACGACAACACCAGUCCCCGCUGCCCCCACUACCGCACCGGAGCCAAGGAAGCUGAGCUAUGCUGAGAUGUGCAAGCGGCCAGCCACCCAGCUCCCAGCCCCCAGCACCUCCCCCAACCCUCCCAUCACCUCUGCCAGCCAACCCCUGCAGGAGCUUCGGGUCAACAAGGCCGACGAGCCUGCCGCCUCCAGCAGCAGCAAUGGCGAUAGGCCAGAGAAACCUGAGGGGUCUGGAGAAGGCCUGCCCCUUCGUGACUCCCUGGGCACAUACCGUUCGGGUAACGGCCCUGCCCGAUCCAGAGGGAUGGGCCUAAAGUACCGGGAUCAGCAGCGUGGUGCCUCUAUGAGACGACGGAUCUCCCCCCACGGCUGGGCUAGAGGGAGUGGGAAGGAACAGAACAUUCCACCCCGGUCGCCGAAGUAGUUUAAACCAUAACCAACAGACUAACAGGAAAACGAACAUCUAUAUAUGUUAAGACAGAAAUAUAUGAAUAUAUAUUAUUGGAUGAAGGAACAUGUGCGUUCUUAAUCUAGAAGACCCUCCUGGAGCUCAGUCGGACACACACUGACCUUUGUUUGGGAAAACACUGAAAGCGGUAAUCAUUUUAAGUGGGGGUGAACAUGAGUGUCACAAAACACAAACUGAAGGACUUGUUUGAAAGAACAGUGAGAUGCUGACAUGUGGCCUCACCUUGGUUAGCUUGAAGAAUGGGCCCUCUGCUAAAUCAAUGAAUUUUAUUUUUUAUGUGAAAGUGGAGUUUGAGAGAGGGGGGACAAAUGUAUGGUAAGUAAAGCCUUGUAUCUCAAAAAUACCAGUAGUUGCAAAAUAAGAAACAACAGUUGAGCUGUUAGCAAAUCUAGUUUAUAUGCAACAAAGCAAAAGAUGUGGAUAUCCACCAAUUAUAUUGAGGGAGGGGUGAGUAGGGUAUUGGUCAUUAACUGUGUGGAAAUGUGCUUUUAUGAAGGUUGGAAGCAAGAGAUGGCCACAUGGUUCAGUUGUUCUGAAAGUUGGGAGGCCUGUCAAGUCAAGCUGCACAUUCAUUUAGGUGAAGAAACCGUCUUCAAAUUUAAAAGUUUUAAUCAGUGGGGAAAUGUGAAUUAAAAUUGAUGCAUUUCUUUUCAUGGUUGACGGAAAAUGUUGGUACACCCUUGCAUAAGUACAACAUUGAAAACUUUACAAUCGUGCAUGAAUACUUGAAACAGUGCAAAUUUGGGGUAGUGUUUGUACAGUCAGACUGAUGUAACUGAAUUGUUAUAUUUUUAUCUUCAUUUACUCUUUCUUCCAUACAGAUGGUUAAAUGUUUGGCUGUGUAUGUCAUGUGUAAAGGCUCAUAGAGGGAGUAGUCUUCCCUUAGUUUAGGCAUUCAGUUAUUGAGACACUCACAUCCUAGACACUAAUGGUGUAUGUAACUGGCUGGCUUUUCAUGAAUUCUGCAGUGUUGUACAUAGCCAUUUAAGAAGAGCAGUUUAAAAAAAAAUGUGACUUGCGUAGAAGCUGUACCUAUUGUAUUAAUCGUUACAAUUGUAUUUCCCAACCUAUGUGGUCAAAUGCAGGUUCAGCAUUGAUAUAUACUUUUAUUUUAUGUCUUGAAAGUCAAAUGGAAACCCUUCCACCCCUGAUGUCUGUUCAGUUCAACAUGUUCUAUUACCAUAUCUGCAACAGCCUCCCGGGUAAUCUUUCAUGCAUUUUGGUUAGUUGUAUCGUGUAGAGUAGGCUAGAUGGUAUUUCAGAGUAGUAAUGGCAGAUUUAGUGCAAUGGUAUCCCAAGCAUGAAACUGGUCUCUGGAAUUCGAUGUAUUCCAACUUGCUCAUUUAAAACGGCAAAAAUAGGCCUGAAUUCUGAAGCAAGUGCACACAAUUCUCAUAAGGCCGUGUCUAGACUUGAUAGUUAAUUCUGUUUUAGUAUUCUGAUCAUAGUCCUAAUCAUGGAUUUCCGAACGCGUCAUGCAUCUACGUGUAAAAUGUCUGGUGUCCAGUAUGCCCUUUUCCCGCGCUAUAUUAAAAUGCUAGUAUGCGUUCUACGAACGGUGGAAUAGGUAAAGUAUGACAACACAAUUGAUGGCUGUAGCAACAAAGUAACGCGAAGGGGAUUGCAAACGGGUUAACGACACUAGCCAAACAUUGUUUUCCAAAAUAUUAGCUAGCUGGCUAGCAUUUGAGUCCAGAAAACACGUUCCUUGCGUUUGAGGAACGUAUUUCCUCAAGUUAAAUUGAAAUGGUGCCUCCGUCCCAAAACAAGUUUUCAGGAGACGUUUGGGUGGAGGGCUAAUGACGUCGAUCACUGUAUGCGCUUUCGGUAGGCUGAUUGCAUCAGGAUUAGAUGGUUAUUUUUCCUCGUGCAUUUAAUGUUUUGAUUUUCUCUUAGAUUUGAAUAUUUGAAUGCAUAUCCAAUUAUGUUUGAGGUCUGUACAUGUCCAUUGAUUGCUAAAAGGAAACUUGAGAGCAUUUGUCGUUCACAUGUCACUUAUUUGUAUUUUAUUUUGUAAAACAUUUUAGGAACUCAGGUGGUCUCAAUGUACUGUUUAGAGUUAGAAUAGUGAUUACAAAAGGUACAAUUUAGACAUUUGGUUGGGCAUAAUCAGUUUUCCCCUUGUCAGUCACUCUUAGCCAUGUCAGCAAAUAUAUAUAUAUAUAUAUGUAUGUAUGCCAUUUAGCAGACGCUUAAGCGACUUACAGUCAUGUGUGCAUACAUUCUACGUAUGGGUGGUCCCGGGGAUCGAACCCACUACCCUGGCGUUACAAGCGCCAUGCUCUACCAACUGAAAUAGCCUGCUAGACUAAUUUACCAAUCUAUCUAAACUUGUAUUAGCGCUGACGAAACCCACCAGGCAUGCAGGGCACUGAUUUUGUUAAUCACUCUCACUUGGAUCUCAUGUUAACAUGGCAUAAGUCAUUGCACAAUGCAGAAUUAGUCUAGCAGGAAAUUGGCUUUAACACUGCACAGAUUCCUCUCCAUCCCAUGGCAGUACAUGUUUUAUACGUUUGUAAAACUCUCUCUGCCCCAAAGCAAAAGGUGUAUAAUUUAGGAAAUGUAACUUUAAAACUAAGUUAUUUCUCUCGGCUGUCAAGAGGGGGUGCAUCAUUCUCACCUAACCAAAUUAUGCUUAGGGGCCCCAAAAGGGUGCAUCUUUUCAUGAGUGUGGGUCCCAGGAAAACAUGAUCUAAGUUGGGUCCCAGGCUGAAAAACUUUAAGAACCCCUGCUUUAGAGUGAUUUCUUCAAAUAUAAAUGUUAGAGUUUACUAGAUUUGGUGGGCAUCAAUCUUAAUAUCUGUUCUCUCUAUGCUCUUAACUCAUAAUUCAUCCUUUUGUGUGUGAAUGGAUUGAACAUCUGGACCAAAGUCAAGCAAGCAAAAAAUACAAUUUUGGGAACUUGCUCAAAUCUGUGUGGGAAGUGGCGAUCAAAUGUUGCUGAAAUGGCAUUUGCCAGUCAUGGCUUGAUGAAUGUAGUCCUGUUUGAGAGAAGCCACUUCAUAAGUGGUCUGAAUGUCCUUGUACCGAUUUUGCGCCUAGCAGGCUAGUCUUUAGUCUGGUUUGUGUUAGCUGACUGUUGCAAUUUUAUUUUUUCUCUUUCUGGUCUGCUGAACACAUUUAGAUUAAAUGUUUUGAGAGUUCUGCAGUUUGACAUGUUUAAAUGUAACUAAUGUACCUCCUUUUUUUUUGUGGCUUUUUUCCCACCCUAAAAUGUUUGAUGUAAUAGUUGAGUAUUCAAUGUCUGAUUUGAGACUUGGCUAAAGUGAGAAUUCAGUGCAUUGCCUGGGUGCUUGCAGUGCAGUAACAUGUAAUCACUGGGCCUGUACUGAUUUUUAUAUUUUACAUCCAUUUAAUGGCUAAACUACAAGCAGGUAGUGGUGUGGAAUGAAGUGCACUAACUUUUGUUUUAAAAUAUCCCAUGUUGUGUAAAAUCAUUUUAGAUGUCUAAAGAAAAGGUGUUUUUAGCAGUCUUCCUGAAGUUAUUACAGGAGUAGGGGUUUAUUUCUAUUCUAUUUUACUGUUGAUUGUUCUAGCAUUUCUCUACUGGGACAUGUGUUUUUUAGGGGAUGCAGGUGGGACAUAGUAACAGAAGUGGGGUGUGAGACACUGAAUUACUGAUUUUAGUAGAGGUCUGAUCAAAAGUUAAAAUAAAGUACAUGUUUUGGCCUUUCUGAAUGUUUCUGGGUCCUGUGCUUGCAAUGAUUUUUGCUGUCUGUGUAUUUUAAAUGUUUGUGCCAUGCUCAGUAGUUCUGUGGUUUUGUACCAGAUGUCUGUAUUAAGAUGUUUCAGGGUGCUUGUAUGCCUCUUCACCAGUCCUACUUUUACUGUCCCCUUCAUGUCCCCCAAAAAUAUUUUUCAGGCCUAACUAAAAUUCCAGUGCCUUCUCCAGUGUUGAGGUUUUCCUUCUCUGCAAAGUAAAAGUAACAUGAACACUUUAAUUUGGAACACGGCAGGUUUUGUUGGUUUAGUGGACAGACAAAAAUACAUGGCUCACACUCAGAAUUUAUACAUUAAACUUUUGUGUGUAGGCUGUGUCACAAAUAAAUGUAUGCGCCUUGCAUGACAAUGCUGAAAUUGUACUACGCUGCUUCAACAUAACAGCUCUUUUGAAAACCAGUGAAGAGGUGAAGCAAGUCGGUUGGUGUGAGCAGGAAUAUAUAUACAUACUGGUUUACUGUCGUGAAUGUAUCAUUGCAAACAUGUAUGAGAAUAAACAUUUUAAACACCAUUGUAUUUACUGAA
This is a messenger RNA of Oncorhynchus gorbuscha (pink salmon), 7007 nucleotides long. Its product is annotated as la-related protein 4-like. Lineage: Eukaryota; Metazoa; Chordata; Actinopteri; Salmoniformes; Salmonidae. Bases 294 to 2717 code for a protein of 807 amino acids. Gene Ontology annotation, cellular component: cytoplasmic stress granule; cytosol. The record is from RefSeq and is a predicted model, not a curated record. Gene Ontology annotation, molecular function: mRNA 3'-UTR binding. Gene Ontology annotation, biological process: positive regulation of translation. The transcript is spliced from 17 exons.